UCUAUCUGGCAACGCUCACCGAGCACUCAGUGUCAAAAUUUCGGCCCGUUUGAAACGAAUAAAAUAGUUAAUUUUCGGGCUUUAGUUCUUACAUUUAGCACGGCAUUUUUCCCAACUUUUUUUGCCUAAAGAUUUGGGGUACAAAAUUCAUAGCUGAUUGCAAUGUUCCGAGUUGGCAAGCUUAGAGGCAGCCUGUCUGAGGUGGCCAAAAAGGAAGCGGGACCGGUGCGUUUCCAGCGGCGCUGCAUUCAGGCAAGGAGUUUCUUGCCGGGAUUGGCCAGUAGAACGCCAGGAACGCUAUCGGCGACGGCCCAAGUGACUGGUGGCAGCAAGCAGCAGGUCCAGCCGCAGUCCCAUACAAUCGACAGCGGUCCCGAGGACCAGAACAGCCGCUGGCCAAGGAAGGUAUUCAGCGGCAUCCAGCCCACGGGAUCCCUGCACCUGGGCAAUUACCUGGGCGCCGUGCGCAAGUGGGUGCAGCUGCAGAAUGCCCGCGACGACGUGACCGUCUGCAUCGUAGACUUGCACUCCAUCACCAUGCCCCACAAUCCGCCGCUGCUGCGCGAGAACAUCUUCACCAUGGCCGCCACGCUGCUCGCCUGCGGCAUCGAUCCCGCCAAGAGCACACUAUUCGUCCAGUCCGCCGUCGCUGAGCACGCCGAGUUUAACUGGAUCCUCAGUUCGAUGACAACGAUGCCGCGUCUGGCUCAACUGCCACAGUUCCGGGAGAAGUCCCGCCUGCUUAAGGAUGUCCCACUGGGAUUGUACGUUUAUCCGGUUCUUCAAGCAGCCGAUAUUAUGCUUUAUAAGGCUACCCAUGUUCCUGUGGGCGCUGACCAGAUACAACACAUCCAGCUGGCCCAGCACUUGGCUAAAACUUACAACGGUCGCUAUGGCGAAACUUUCCCUGUGUGCCACGCCAUCGUCGAGGAUGGUGACGCCUCCCGGGUGCUGUCCCUGCGAGAUCCUUCCAAAAAGAUGUCAAAAUCAGAGGCCAAUCCCAAGGCCACCAUCAAUCUAUGCGAUUCGCCUGACCUAAUCACGCAGAAGAUAAAGAAAGCCGUCACAGACUUCACGUCGGACAUAACCUACAAUCCUGGAAAGCGUGCCGGCGUGAGCAACCUCGUCAACAUCCAUGCCCAGGUUACGGGGCAGUCGAUCAAGACAGUGGUAGAUGAGGCUGCCACUCUGGACACGUCCAAGUACAAAGACCGUGUGGCUGAGGCUGUGGUCGAGCACCUGCGUCCGAUCCGGGAGCAGAUCCACCAUCACAUGACCAGGCGCAACGAGAUGGUCUAUCUGCUGGAGGUGGGUGCCGAAAAGGCGCGUCAGCAAGCGCAGCAGACGUUGAACGACGUGAAGCAGCGCCUGGGACUGGGCACUAGCGUCAAUAUGCCGGCUGCGGUGCAUGUGGUACCGCUUCUACCCGCACCCGAGGUUCCCAAGACCUCGGCCAGCAGGCGCAUGUCCAAGGACUUCGACGGCAAUGUCCACGAGCGCCACGAGCGGAUGUACGGCUUCGGGGAUCAGCCAAGCGGUGGAGCUGGCCAGUCGGCCACUGGGGAACUGACGGAGAUGUCUCAAGCGUCGAUGCCGCGCGUGCCCCGUCGCCCGCCCGUCGUGCCGGCCCAAUCCCUGCGCGUGGAGAAGCAACUGGGCAGCACCCGGACACGUCACGUAUUCCAGAUGGACACCUGCAAUGCCCCGCACAUUGGAUUCAAGCCGCCACCUGGAUUUUCUGCCAACUUGGUCACUGGUGGACUAGCAAAGAACAAGCGUCCGACAGUAAAACCCGUUUCCGGAAGCAUGGGAUUCGGACAGCACUCGCAUGGAGGCUCGUCCAAACACGGCCAGAACGUUAAUCCCAGUGCGGUGUCGACCAUAGCACGUGAAGUAAAUGCCGCCAAGAAGCAGGAGUUCACCUGCAAUGUGGCCAACUCUGCCUUCUACGCAUCUGCCCUCGACUCACGUCAAAGUUCGAAUCGUUCCAGCGAGAAGAGCUCCUCCAAGGCGCAAGACAGUGAGUUUAUUAUUGUUGCGAAUGAGGAGGAGGAGCAGAACUCCUCAGAGGAGCAACGCGAGGAGACUGAAGAGGAGGAGGCAGUGGAGCGGGAAAGGGAGAAUGGCGAACGCAAAGCCUCCGAAGCUACCAAAGUCGAGAUCUAAGUCUAGGAAACAUUGCAAUUGUUAUUAGUGUAGUACAAGUAUACUUAGCAACAUUUCUUUCAAAUCUGUCGUUUUUAUGAAAAUAGUCGUGCUUCUACCGGAAAAAAUAGUCUAUAUUUAAAGUGUAUGUCGAUGACAUAUAAUUAUUUUAAACCAAAAAAUUGACGUAUUAAAAUCGAAUGACAAGUAAAACUGAAAUACAUUUGAUCGCUAUAAUUGUUGUUAAAUUUACUUUUAUGUACUGUUACAGUAAGGUAACAUAAAAAUAUUAUUAAAUGUUAAACGCGUGAGUGAUCGAUUUGGCAUCAAAUUAUAAUCGAAUCCAGAACAUCAAAAUAAAUUAACACACUGCUUAGCAUAAGAA
This is a messenger RNA of Drosophila rhopaloa, 2530 nucleotides long. RefSeq names its product tryptophan--tRNA ligase, mitochondrial (gene TrpRS-m). The record is from RefSeq and is a predicted model, not a curated record. Lineage: Eukaryota; Metazoa; Arthropoda; Insecta; Diptera; Drosophilidae. Gene Ontology annotation, molecular function: tryptophan-tRNA ligase activity; ATP binding. Gene Ontology annotation, cellular component: mitochondrial matrix; mitochondrion. Gene Ontology annotation, biological process: mitochondrial tryptophanyl-tRNA aminoacylation. The coding region runs from base 163 to 2166 and encodes 667 amino acids. The transcript has 3 exons.